This is a messenger RNA of Salmo salar (Atlantic salmon), 2970 nucleotides long. Its product is annotated as protein phosphatase EYA2. Gene Ontology annotation, biological process: multicellular organism development; positive regulation of DNA repair; negative regulation of extrinsic apoptotic signaling pathway in absence of ligand. Gene Ontology annotation, molecular function: protein tyrosine phosphatase activity. Gene Ontology annotation, cellular component: nucleus. The record is from RefSeq and is a predicted model, not a curated record. NCBI's taxonomy places the organism in Eukaryota, Metazoa, Chordata, Actinopteri, Salmoniformes, Salmonidae.
UCACUUCCCUACCAGCGUCAAAGCAAACACGCUCCAGAAGGUGUAUAUGACACUAUACGAGAAACGGCGCAAUGUUUUGGAUGAAAACGUACAUUUAGAUUUGGAUGAUAGCUGCCAUUUCGGGUUAUUCGACCAUACACGAACGUUUCAAGAAGUCCAAACGAACUGCGCAUACAAUUCUAAAAUCUACAGUCAUCACUUUGAAGAAGAUAUAUGCAUAGACAGUGAGAAAAGACGUGCUGUGACUUCAGCUUGACCAUUGAGCGUUCCAGUUUCAUCUGUGGAAGACGUUUUGCUCUAGAGUGUUGAACACACUACGUGAUAUGGAGAGACAACACUGUUGAAAAAAAUACCGGCAUUUUAUUUUUCCUGACCUAGACACAAAUCAUGGAAAGUUGACGUCGAGGACCUUGAGUGACACCCUUGCCAGGGAAGAAAACCCUCUCUUUACAGAGUCAAGGACACUAAGACUCCAUAUCAGACUCUUCCUUCAUCUGCAAAUUAGCUGACCUAAGAGCUGUCAUGGCGGCGUACGGACAGACCCAGUACAGCCCUGCCCUCCAGCCUGCGGGACCCUACACACCGUAUACAUACCACACCCAGGGCUACAGCAUGCCCUCAUACAACAUUAAGACAGAAGAUGGCCUCAGCCACUCUCCAGGACAGAACAGUCUGCUGAGCUACUCCAACUUCAGCAACACUCCCCCCAGCCAGGGCCUCUACAGCUACUCCCCACACGGUAGCAGUAUUUCUUCUGGGAUUUUCCAGGGAGCCAACCCCAUCACAGGCUCAACUCCAUUCAACCCCACACAACAGGACUUCUCAGCGUACUCUAGCUACAGCCAAAGCCAGUACUCGCCAUACUACAACACACACUACAACAGCCCGUACCUCGCAAGCAGCAACAUCAGCCCUAGCGCCAUCACCACGCCCAUACCCUAUCAGCAUCCAGAACACCCUGCCGUGGUGCCCAAUCACAGCCCCGAGUCCCACCCAGGAGAGUACCAUCCGCCCCCUAGCCCCCCCACCCCAGGGAAAGAGCCAGAGGGGGUGCCAGCCAGACGGAGCUCAGACGGGAAACUGAGGGGCAGGAAAAGAGUCAGUGACCCACAGCCCCCCCUGGACUCAGAUAUAGAGCGUGUGUUUGUGUGGGACCUUGAUGAGACCAUCAUAAUUUUCCACUCUUUGCUCACAGGGAGCUUCUCCACACGAUUUGGCAAGGACUCAUCCAAGGCAGUGUCGCUGGGGCUGUGGAUGGAGGAGAUGAUCUUCAACUUGGCCGACUCACGGCUAUUUUUCAAUGACCUGGAGGAAUGUGACCAAGUUCAUAUUGAUGACGUGGCGUCAGACGACAAUGGGCAGGACUUGAGCAUGUAUAACUUUGGCACAGACGGGUUCCAGAGCCCUGCGGGUGCCGGUACUCUGUGCCUGGGCUCAGGUGUCCAUGGUGGGGUGGACUGGAUGAGGAAACUAGCCUUCCGCUACCGGCGAGUAAAGGAGAUCUACAACACCUACAAGAACAACGUGGGAGGUUUGGUGGGCAGUCCCAAGCGGGAGGAAUGGCUGCAGCUGCGGAGGGAGAUGGAGGUCCUGACAGAUCUGUGGCUGACCCAGGCUGUCAAGGCCCUGGCCCUCAUUAACUCCAGACCAAACUGUGUGAAUGUGCUGGUGACCACCACCCAGCUGAUCCCAGCCCUGUCCAAGGUCCUGCUCUACGGUCUGGGCUCAGCGUUCCCCAUAGAGAACAUCUACAGUGCCACCAAGACAGGGAAAGAGAGCUGCUUUGAGCGUGUGGCCCAGAGGUUCGGCCGGCGAGCGGUGUACGUGGUCAUAGGGGACGGAGUGGAGGAAGAGUCUGUAGCCAAGAAGAAGAACAUGCCUUUCUGGAGAGUGUCGUGUCGGCCUGACCUGGAGGCUCUAAGUCAUGCACUGGAGCUGGACUACCUCUAGUGGGCGCUAUAACAAUACCAUCAUGCCUUUAGCCAGUUCCUGCCUGGUGAUGCCGCUUCCUGUCCAACGGGCCAAUUGGGUUGAGGGCGGCGACGAUUCACCACCAUACAAAAGCAAAGAAUGACAGACCAAUCUUUAUCAGCAGGGAAUCGCAGUUGUUACUGGAAAUAUUACAUGUGCUUUCACCCGUUCACACAGGGACUUUUACAUGUGAAAGGUAUCCCACUUUGGAACUUUAGAGCGUUGCACUGAAAAUAAUGACCAAGGUCAGGGAUGGGCAACUGGUGGCCUCAGCAUCAGCAGUUUUUCUCUUGUUAUGUCAAUUAGCCCAAAUCAGCUAAAAUGUUUUAGAUUGGUAAAUUCGUCUAGCGGUCAGCUAUCUAAACCUGCAAUCAUGGUUGAAUUACCGGCCGGGAGCCACCAUUGAUUUUGUUACACCAUUGAUUUUGUUAGUCUUACUCAGAUAUCAUAUUAAAUACUCCAAACAUUUCUCUCCAGCCUAUGGCAAAAUGUGUAGAAUUACAAAAAUGUUGCUGUAAAACAGCAAAUGUUCUUCUUCGCCCAUGGCAAAAUGAGUACAAUUGCAGGAAAUGCGUUACAAAAUUGCUAAACUUUCUUUCCGCCCUAUGGCAAAAUGUGUAGAAUUAUAGCAAACUUUCGUUAAAGCUCCACAUUUUCUCUACGCCCCAUGGCAAAAUGUGUAGAAUUGCACGAAAUUAACUAUAAAACAAUGUCUCUCCGCUGUCAAGAGGAGGGCUGCUAAAAUGCUUUGCACUCAAUGGUUGGUGUGACCCGCAAGCAACUACCAUCCCUCAUAAUGAGUUCAGUUUUUUGUGGCCCCCAGACCCAUCAAAGUUGCCCAUCCCUGACCUAGGGAAUCUACAGUUGAAGUCGGAAGUUUACAUACACCUUAGCCAAAUACAUUUAACUCAGUUUUUCACAAUUCCUGACAAUUAAUCCUCGUAAAAAGUCACCGUCUUAGGUCAGUUAGGAUCACCACUUUAUUUUAAGAAUGUGAAA